GAGAGAUUUAGAGAGAGAGAGAGGAGAGAGAAGCGAAAAGACGUACUACUACCUACAUUCAUUGAUCUACGAAUCAGCGACCACUACUUUGUUGAUUUUUCCCCGCCAAUCUUCCGUCUCAUCCGACUGGUACAAAUCCGGUAGUUUUUGACGGAGAAGACGAUGUCGAUCGGCGCAUCUCCUCUCUCCUUGCAGUUUCACGCUUUUAAACCAGCGAGCUCGCGAUUUAGAGCUUGCGCCGCCGAGGUCCCCGAUUUCUUCUCCGCCGACUGGCUCGAGUCUCGCAAAAAACGACCUUUCGGUCCGAGAUUGAGUUUUAGUGCAGAGGAAGCGGUCGGAUACCAACUUGAUGCAUUGAUGUUCAACGACCAACCUCGGCCUGAUUAUGGCAUUGAAGUCAUGUAUCGGUUUGCGGGAUUUGAUCCUUUUGAAAGAUCGACCUACUUCGGCCCCUUCUUUGAUUUAGGUCAGUUCGAAAGAUUUAGACGAAUCUUCCACCAUUCUAGCUAUCGAGUUUUACUUGGUCACAAAGAAAGAAAUAUAUUGAGCAGUUUAAACGUUAACGAGAAUUGCUAUAAGCAGCGUGUGUGGGUACGAGGAGCUCGACCUGAAGAAGAAGAGGUAUUUCAAUUUACUAUGGUUCAGAGAGUUGGCGGUUCUUGGGAUGGUUAUUGGCUGACAGAAUCCGUACUUCACGAUGGAGAUAGCUUUUCCGGUGGAGUGGCAUAUUAAACCUGUUUGUCCGCCCCGAUAUGACCAAAAUGUAAAAUCGUAAAUACCGACAUUUGCUAUUGAAAUUUGAAGCGUACAUUGUUUGUAAGCUUCUGUAUACUUGUUAAUAGAAUGUGUGAAUAUUGAAUAAUAAUCAAAGUUAGAAAAGUGUUGUAUUUGUAAACACUCUUUUUUGUACAGGAACAUGAUAUUAUGUAUAUAUGGUUAUGGCUUAGUGCUUCAUGUAUGAAAUGUCUACUUUAACCUU
Molecule: messenger RNA, 979 nt
Organism: Erythranthe guttata (spotted monkey flower)
Lineage: Eukaryota; Viridiplantae; Streptophyta; Magnoliopsida; Lamiales; Phrymaceae
Product: DNA-directed RNA polymerase subunit beta
Source: RefSeq, a predicted model, not a curated record